This is a messenger RNA of Nylanderia fulva, 1715 nucleotides long. RefSeq lists its product as uncharacterized. NCBI's taxonomy places the organism in Eukaryota, Metazoa, Arthropoda, Insecta, Hymenoptera, Formicidae. The record is from RefSeq and is a predicted model, not a curated record.
UAAUAUUUUUAUCUUAAUAAAAGAAUAUUGUUACAUCUGAGGCACGACUCUCCGUACCGAGAUACAUUGGGACAUUGGGAUAUGGCUAGGCGCGAACUAACGACCUCAACCACGCUCGGAUUAGAACUCAGGCUGAGUUCGCACUGAGCGCGUCACGCGUCGCGUCACAAGUUAAACCAAUCAAAACAUUUCUUCUUUUGAUCUCAUUAGAUUGCAUCAUGUAAUGUAAUGAUUAAAAUAUAAAAUUAUCGUUUUUCUGUAAAAGCUUCAAGUUGAUUAGCUACAGUUUUCGAGAACUCGAUCGAAGUUCUAGAAUCGUGGACACAAGGCUUUAAUAUUACCAGAAAAGCAAAAUGGUGAAGUUGCCUCGUUGCUAUCACGUUAUAUCACGUAUAUCGGUUAUUUUUGCCUUUGUUACGAACAACUUUUUUUCACUUAUAGUGUGUAAUUUUAACAAUAACAAUAACGCGAUGUUUUUAAUUAAGUGUAUUGAAGAUAAAUCUUUAUGCAUCGUAGAUAAUCAAAAUGUCUUUUGUGAUUAUGACACCGUUAAAGAAGGUGAUACAGUAACUUUUAGAUUAUGAUACGAAGGUGUCAUUAUUAUGAUAUCAGACAAUGAAUCAGUAUUAAAAGAAAAGAGACAUCGUAUUCAAGAGUUAGAAAUUAAUGAGAAGAAAAGAAAGAAUGCUAACAAUAUACUUUCAAAAAAACGGUAAAUAAAAAAACCAAAAAAAUUUUCUUCUACUGAAAACAUUUCAGAAAGUAUUAACAAAAAUGUUAAUGAAAAAAGAAAGAAAAAAAUGUUACAAAAUCAGAAUCAAAAAGAAAUACUAGAUUUGAAGACCAGAUUGAUAAAUUACUCAAAGAAACUGAAAACUUUACACAACAAAAGACUCCUAAAGCUGACGAUGAGUCAACUUCUCCUGAAGAAGAAAAUAAUUUACCAUUAUAUAUUACAAAAAAGAAUGAUUUUAAACAUCGCCGUAUAUAAAGAUUUGAAUAUCUUUAAGGAUAUUCGAAAUAUAUUACGUUCUGAAGAACUACUUGCUUCAACUUCGGCUGGUUCACUACUAACGUUUGAGGCUGCUACAAAAAAUAAGUCUUGUCAAAAAGACUGCUCUUCGCAAGACGAGACUUGUACUCAGCAGAACGUUGAAUUGUCUACAAAUGAUAAUUUAAUUGAUAAAGAGGAAAGAAGUAACUCUAAUCGCAAUACACUAACUGCUCAACAAAAUGACACGUCUAGCAGUGAAGAUUUAACAGAAAAUGAGGAUGAGGAAGAAAUGUAUAGUGAGCGAUCAAAGGAUGAAUUAGAAUUUAAAAUUGACAAUUUAUAUCAACUCUAUGGAAAAGAGUGGGAUGAAAAAAUGGUACUACUUGAUAAGCGUAGUAAAAUUUAUUGCAUAAGACGAAUAUUAAUUAUGACAAUUUUUUCUGCUAGUAAAGUCACUAGUGUAGUUCGUCGUCUUAUGGACGGUGUCUUUAAUCCGGAACAAAUUACAAAUUUCACUUUUACCGGACAAGCUCCCCGGGCUCAGGGGAAGGAAAGACAGCACAAACAAUAUGAUUGUUUUGAUUCAAAAACAGUAAAAGCUAUUAUCGAUUAUGCUAAAAGUUUCGGGACAAGGCAAAAUUGGAAAAUACCAAGUAAUACAGAAAUAAAACGUGCAUUGAGUGCAAAAUUAAGAUCUACGCAAUUAAAACAAAGAGACUGA